UUUUUCCUUUUCACUCGUGGCGGUUGUACCCCCGUGCAUGUUUGUGUGACUGUGGUGUGAUCUGUGGCUGACUGGCUGUGGUGUCAAGUGUGAUACAGAGAGAGAGAGAGAGGCAGGCAGCUGCGUCUGCGUCGUGGCCGGCGCGGCGCUGCGCUGCGCGGAAACCAAAUCCUCAGCUCCGGUGUUCUCUCCAAUCUCCAUCCAUCCAUCCUCCUCGCGGCUCGCGCCCCGAAAAAUGGCGCCAACCCCUCCCCAGUCUCCCGCGCGGCGCUGCCCCAGCUAUUUCCCCCUCCCCUGAAUUGACCCCAGCCGCGCCUCCCAAACCCUAACCUAACCCCCGCCCCCUGGGCCCCGGCCAUGGCGUCACUGCCCAAGCCGCCGCCGCCGCCACGCCCCAAGACGCGGGGCAACUACAACUGCGGCCGCUGCGGCCAGCCCAAGAAGGGCCACGUCUGCGUCGGCCCCGGCCCCGGCCCCGGCGGCGCUGCGUCGCCCUCCUCCUCGUCCGGGGCCGGAGGGGAGCACGGGCUGCGCCGCGCCCUCUCCUUCGACGAGGCCGGCACGCCGUCCUCGCCGGAGAAGAAGCCCAAGGUGGAGGACGUCGACGAGGCGGAGCUGGACGAGGAGGCCACGGUGGACGUGGGCGCCCGCGCGGUGUCCAGGGAGGUCAUGGCGGAGGUUCUGCACCGCCUCGGUCCCCGCGGGGUCAUGGCCGCCGCCGGGGUCAGCCGAGGCUGGCGGGACUGCGCGGGCCGGGUCUGGCGCGCGGCCGAGGAGCUCCGCCUUCGCGUCCUCGCCUCCUCUGGCGCCGGCCUCCUCGCCGCGCUGCUCCCCCGCUGCCCCGCGCUCUCCCGCCUCCACCUCCGGAUGGAAAGUGAUGUUGAUGGCACUACCCUGGCUUGUAUUGCAUUUUCCUGCCCAAGUUUAAGAACUCUCGAGAUUACCAUGGCUGCUGAUGCUGUCAACAGGAUGACUGGGGAGGAUCUAAGUCGUUUUGUUUCGGAGAAGUCUUCUCUCUCAGCCCUCAAAAUUGGUGGUUGCUCUAAUUUGGAUAUUCUUAAUCUGUGCUCUUCAAGCCUUUCAAUUCUUUGGUUGUCAGAUCUUUGUUCCCUUUCGAAAUCGGUUAUGAACUGUCCUAAUAUGAGCGAGCUAUCACUGUGCUUCACAGAACAUAGUAGUGAUUGUACCAAUCUGAUUACUUUGAUGGAUGGCCUAGGUCGUACAUGUCCUAACUUGGAAAAAAUGCACAUAUCAUCAAAACAAUUAUCUAAUGAAGCUGUAUGUGCUCUAGAGAAUGCUAAUCUCAGGGGACUGUUCAUGCUAUCCCUGAUUCUAGGUUCAAAAAUAACUGAUGCAGCUGUUGCAUCUAUUGUUCGGUCAUGUGCAAGCUUGGAGUUACUUGAUUUAAGUGGAUCUAGCAUUAGUGACAAUGGUGUUGGGAUGAUAUGUAAAGCAUACCCUCGUACUUUAUCAAGGCUGCUCCUUGCUCUUUGCCCAAAUGUGACCACACGUGGGAUCCAGCUAGCCACAGCACAGUUGCCAUGUCUUCAACUCAUGGACUGUGGAAUGAGCCUAUGUGCUAAUGUGAAGAAUGAAAAAGAGGGUCCAUAUUUUGGUGAAAUCAAUGGAGGUAUUAGAAUUAUUCGAAAACUGUCCAUCUUAAAGAGGCAACCUAUUCACCAAAAGCUUAUUAUAAAGCAUGGGAAUUUGAAGAAGCUCAGCCUGUGGGGCUGUUCUGCAUUAGAUGCUCUAUAUCUAAAUUGUCCAGAGUUAAAUGAUCUCAAUCUUAACUCUUGCACAAAUCUACAUCCAGAACGUCUGCUUCUUCAGUGCCCAAAUUUAAAGAAUGUCUAUGCAUCCGGAUGCCAAGAUAUGUUGAUUGGAGCAAUCAGAAAUCAGGUUCUGAAUGAGUUCGCUGCAGUUGAACCAUCUCUUCCAUGCAAGCGGCUAGCGGAUGGCUCCAAACGGGUUCAACUCCCUCAGUUCCUAAAGCAGCAGCCGUCGAAGGACAACAAAUUAAUUGAAUUGAGCCAGACCCAGUGCACUGUGCAUCUUGGUUCAUAAUAACACCACCAGAGCCAGUUAACGGAGCAUUGUACACACCGAAUUAUGUGAAUCAUGCACCACAUAACAUUAUCAAUUCGUUGUAUACUUCUGUAUUGCAUCAGAACCUGUAGUGAUUGUUGUAUAAGCUGCUAAUUGCUGCAUGGACAUGUCUGAAUCCAUCAUGGAUUUCUUGCGACCGUUAGUCUGUUCUAGGAAACAUUAUAUAGGAAUAAUUCGUAACCAUGACCCGUAUUCUCUAGGGAAAAAAAAUAAUGAUCCUAGGUCACUCAUUUUGGUUGGUGUUAUUCUGUUAUUCUUCCGCAUGAGCUAUCUAUGGACUUUGGUUCUUCAA
Zea mays is the source of this 2398-nucleotide messenger RNA. Its product is annotated as F-box/LRR-repeat protein 17. The coding region runs from base 358 to 2064 and encodes 568 amino acids. The record is from RefSeq and is a predicted model, not a curated record. Gene Ontology annotation, cellular component: cytoplasm. Lineage: Eukaryota; Viridiplantae; Streptophyta; Magnoliopsida; Poales; Poaceae. The transcript has 11 exons.